This is a messenger RNA of Monomorium pharaonis (pharaoh ant), 687 nucleotides long. RefSeq names its product huntingtin-interacting protein K. Bases 33 to 392 code for a protein of 119 amino acids. Gene Ontology annotation, biological process: negative regulation of apoptotic process; protein stabilization. The transcript has 3 exons. NCBI's taxonomy places the organism in Eukaryota, Metazoa, Arthropoda, Insecta, Hymenoptera, Formicidae. The record is from RefSeq and is a predicted model, not a curated record.
GGCCCUUAAUCAAAGCUAACCUCACGUGAAAGAUGGCGGACGAUGAUGUGAAUGGGGAUUCGGACGAAGUUCAGCAGGAGAAAUCGCAGAAGAAGGCGGCUAAAUAUGACAGUGGCGCAGCGGACCUGGAGAAGGUGACUGAUUACGCCGAGGAGAAAGAGAUCUCGUCAUCCGACGGAUUUUCCUGCGCCCUCAGUAUAAUCGGUGACCGGCGCGACAAAGAAGCCGCGGAAAAAAAGGCGAAGGAGAAGGAGCUGCUCAAGGUGUCUAUUAAGAAAGAGGAUGUCGAUUUAAUUAUGAGAGAGAUGGAGAUCAGCCGAAUUUUGGCCGAGCAGACUCUCAGGGAACAUAGAGGCGACAUUGUAGAGGCGCUAAUCACGCUAACCAAUUGAAUUUGUACAGAAGAAAUUGAACAUUUUGUUCGUGGGAUCGUGUCUCUGAAUUCUACUGUAAAAUACUUGCUGAAUUCACGAAAGUCUGAAGUGAAACAGAGAGAAAGAGACUUUCGCUUAUUAAUAAUUACUGACAUAUGUUGCAGUAUCUAAAUAAUAUCUAUAUUUUCAUCGUUUCCUCUUUGCCUACUUGUUAAAUGCACAAGUAGCGCUACAAAGUGAAUGAUAACAAUGUGGUAACUUAUUUGUAAUAAGUAUAUUAAAUAUGCCAUAAAAAUAUACCUGUAUUUAUAUG